This is a messenger RNA of Aphidius gifuensis, 672 nucleotides long. RefSeq lists its product as uncharacterized. The transcript has 6 exons. The record is from RefSeq and is a predicted model, not a curated record. Lineage: Eukaryota; Metazoa; Arthropoda; Insecta; Hymenoptera; Braconidae. The coding region runs from base 76 to 672 and encodes 198 amino acids.
UUUAGUCUCUAGAAUUAUACACUGAAAUAUAAUAGGAAGAGAGAAACUUAAUAGAGUUGCUUCUAAUUUUGCAAGAUGGACAAAGAACUCUUAAAAUCAUUGCAAAGUUAUUACAUUUGUCUUGUUAAAAUAAUUAAUAAAUGGAAUACAAUAAAAAAAAAUACAGAAAAAGCAAUUGCAAAUCUUAGAAAUUCUUGUCAACAAUUGAGAUGUGUUACCAGUGAGGAGGUCGAUAAUGCAAAUAUUUGUAAAAUUGAAUUUAUGCGGGAUAAAUUGAUUUUUAAAAUUAAUUUAGGAAUCGAAGAAGAAAUCGAACAAAUUGAUAAAGCUAUAAAAAGUUUGGGAGUUCUAAAUAGUGAAUUAAAAAGUAAAUUAAAUAACUUAGAAACUACAAGAGCGAAAGUUUCAACUGAUGAUCCAAAGAUAAUUCAAAUAAUUGAAGGAACACCAAGAAGAGCAAAAUUGAGUCUUCUUCUUGAAUGGGCCAUGAUAUCUCAAGAAUAUUAUCAACAACUAUACCAAGAUAUUAAUGAAAGGCUCAAAAGCAUCAAACGAAAUGAUGAAAAAACUGUUUUACUAUUAAUAUCAGCAUUUGAAGAAAAUCAAGAAAGUAAAACACAAAUUGAAAGAAUAUUAGUUUUUACAAAAUUUCUAAUUGAAGAGACAAUAUAA